AUGCAACCAAUGCGGUAUGGAGAUUCUAUAGGUAAUUUAUGUCAACAAAUUGGGGAUUUCACAUUAACUGAGAAUUAUCAGUUACAAAAUAUUGUGGCACAUAGAAGAAAGUUUUUUAUAAUAAUGAUUAAAUUGGCAUUACAUUUAUUGAUCAGUCUAUAUAUAUUAAGCGAAGUUUCCUGUGAAGAAGAUAAUAAUUCAUUACAACCGUGGGAUUCCUCAGAAUAUAAUCCUCGAAAUCGUGUCAUCGCACCUUAUAAACGUCGACAAAUAUUUCGUUUCGGUAAACGAAACUCACAUCCAACAAUCUACAAAGAAAUGGAUGAAUUACCUAGUCUAUGGGAUAUUUAUCGUAAAUGA
This is a messenger RNA of Schistosoma guineensis, 360 nucleotides long. The record is from the annotation of a GenBank genome assembly. Lineage: Eukaryota; Metazoa; Platyhelminthes; Trematoda; Strigeidida; Schistosomatidae.